Corapipo altera (White-ruffed manakin) is the source of this 1164-nucleotide messenger RNA. It is a transcript of the gene AIRIM, whose product is annotated as chromosome unknown C1orf109 homolog. Gene Ontology annotation, cellular component: nucleus; cytoplasm. The record is from RefSeq and is a predicted model, not a curated record. NCBI's taxonomy places the organism in Eukaryota, Metazoa, Chordata, Aves, Passeriformes, Pipridae. The transcript is spliced from 3 exons. The annotation marks the transcript as partial.
UGUGCCCGCAGGGCGGAGCUCCGGGAGGUGCGGGACGCCGCGGGCGCCGCCGCGGCCGCCGUGCUGCGGGUGUACGAGGAGCGGGCGGCCGAGCUGGGGCUGGAGGGGGCCCUGCGGCGCGGGCCGCGCUGCCCCUCGCUGGCCGACGUGCUGGAGGGGCUGCAGGACGUGGAGCGCUUCUACCGGCACCUGUACCUGGACAGCAAACUGCUCAUGCAGCGCCUCAGCUGUGACAACCUGGCAGACAUGGAAGCCCUCCCGCAGUCCUGGGAGAGGAUUUUGGAGCACCACAAGGAAGACGUUGUUCAAGAUACACUGCUGAAGGUCUCGCUGUUUGUGGAGAACCAUCAAGAGCUGCUCUGCUCAUCUGUCUCCUGACAGAGCAGCAGGGACUGGCACUGACCAGCUUCUGCCAGCCUGGUGUGCUCUGUAAUGCUGCAAAGGGGAUGAGGGAGCUCUACUGGUGCUUUCUGGAAGCGGAAUGAGUUGAUUCUUGGCCUCAGCAGGAAAUGCUUGGACUGUCCUGUUUUCAAGUGGAAAUGGACUUGGUGUCUGAAGAAGAGGCUGAGCUGAACAAACCAUGAGGAGAGAAGGGAGUCACUUCCAGCUGUGGAACUUUCCUUUCGUUCUCCUGCAGCAGAUGUUUUGUAUAAUGGAAAAAAUGCUGAGACUUACUGACAUGAGGUGCUGCAGAUGCACAAGUGUAACACAGAUUCCCUCAGACUGAUGCCAUGUAAGAAAGAUGUUUGAGUUCUGUCCUUACAAAUAAAGAAAAUAUCUCAGAUCAGGGCUUACAAACACUGGGCACCAUGUGCCUCUGAGCAGUAUGUUUGUGUUCAUCCCACUUGGGCAUGGAGGAGGAGGGAGCAAAUCUGGCUUGAAAAUGAAAUUAUGGAGGUGCACGGACGCCUGAGUUCUGACACGGGCAGUUUUCAAGGGUGUCAGAGUACACUACUCUGAUACAUCUGCCAGGGCCCACUGAAAUCAGUCUUAAAACUUCAUUGUCUGGUGGCAGCAGCUGCUGACACUGUAGGGACAUCUUUUGUUGACUGUAGCACUGAUCCUCUCGUUCCCGGGAAGCCGUGGGAUGUUUCUCUCUAAAUAACUUAUUUGGUAAGAAACAGGAGUUUCUCCUGCAAAGGCAAUAAAGAAUUGUGUUGGACA